Molecule: messenger RNA, 1449 nt
Organism: Acanthaster planci (crown-of-thorns starfish)
Lineage: Eukaryota; Metazoa; Echinodermata; Asteroidea; Valvatida; Acanthasteridae
Product: CMP-N-acetylneuraminate-poly-alpha-2,8-sialyltransferase-like
Biological process (GO): oligosaccharide metabolic process; N-glycan processing
Molecular function (GO): alpha-N-acetylneuraminate alpha-2,8-sialyltransferase activity
Source: RefSeq, a predicted model, not a curated record
AUUCGGUUCGGUGAGGACUCUCGAUCAUGAGCUCAACUAGAUGCACGUGCAACGGGCUUAGUAAGGUAUAGCGGGGGAAAUCAUGGCGGACAUGAAGGGGUAUUCGUCCGCCAAGCUGUUUGCUGUAGUCUGCAGCUUUGCUAUUAUCGGACUAAUGACAAGCUUCUACAUCGUUGAAGAUACCUUCGUGCCGUUUUAUAAGCGAACAGGGCCCAAGUUCACGGAAUUAUCGGCAAUUUUGAUGGCAUCGGAUAGCACGUCGUCCUAUGCAAAGAUGAUGAAGCCACCGCUAGAGACACCACACGACCUCGUCCGCAAUGUGUCUUUGCACUGCAAGAUGGUCUGUAGUGAAUCAGCAACUGGUAUUUGUGUGCCUCUUGAUUUGGCCAUCUUUGUGUACAGGAACGAUACUCCAACCACAAACAUGACUUUCAAGUUUCAGAAUUACAAUCCUGUCGUCAGUAUAGCGACAGGAAGCAACAUUUCUGAUAAUUCUCCUGUGCUUGAGGCGGACCGAUGUAGUCUGGAGGAACACUUCCCCGGCGUGGAGCUCAUUCCACGGCAGGGCAGCUGCGCUGUGGUCGGUAACAGUGGUAUCUUAAACAACAGUAGCUGUGGAGAUUUCAUAGACUCGCACGACUUUGUCAUCCGCGCCAACAUGGGACUGAUAAAAGGCUACGAGGUUGACGUCGGUAGAACAUCCAAUUUGAACGCUUUCAACAGGGAUCUGAUGCUUAUUUACGGCAGUGCCGUGGGGAGCACACGAAAUGCUAAGAAACGAAAGAUACGUAAUCGAUUCCUUAACCACAUUCGAACUUUGAAGGACUCGAUUCUGUGGUAUCCAAAACAACUCUUCCAGUUUGGUGGUAACUUUGUCUCCGGCAAGAGAUACCGGUCUAUAAUUAAUUCGAUCAGGAAAAAUGGACUCUUGGAUAUUCGAUUCGCCUUCAGCUGGAAACCUGUCCAUGUUGAAAAGGAAUGGGGUCUACGACGGACUGCCACGCUCGGGUUAGACAUGUACGCAGUCGCUCGAACAUUCUGCGCCAACAUCACCCUUUUCGGCUUCUAUCCCUUCCACAAAGACCAGGAGGGUCGAGAUAUCAAAUAUCACUAUUUUGAUGAUGUGAAAUUCAACUUUUCUCUCCAUAAGGGCCAUAGCUGGGAUCUGGAGCACCGAAAGCUGAAGGAGCUAGAGAGACAAGGCAAACUGACUUUGAUCGUUAGAGAUUGCAAACCAAGAAAGAAGACGUAGCCUGGUCGGAAAACCACCAGAGUGACUAAGAUCCUAAACAAUGGUUCACAGCAGAAUCAACAGCAUGCGGCAGUUAAAAAAUCCCUUAAAGGUUUUUAACACCGAAACGGACGAAGAGUACCAGGCCGGCAGUACGAACGAUCGGCGAAAAAUGCAUCGUUGCCAUGAUGCGGCAUGGAACUCAAUGCAUACUAGAC